CCUCAUCAAGAUCAUCAGCACCUGCUCCACCUUGGAUUUCAAGGCAUUGGUGCUUCAGUACAUGCCCAAUGGCAGCCUCGAGAGAUGGCUGUAUUCCCACAAUUACUGCUUGAGCCUACUGCAAAGGAUAAACAUAAUGUUGGACGUAGCAUCGGCACUGGACUACCUUCACCAUCACCAUCCUCAAGUCGUGUUGCAUUGUGAUCUAAAGCCAAGCAAUGUGCUAUUGGAUGAAGACAUGAACGCACAUGUGGGCGACUUUGGCAUUGCCAAAUUGUUGCUAGGUGACAGCAAAUCCAUGGUGUCAGCGAGCACACCAGGCACAAUUGGCUACAUUGCUCCAGAAUAUGGAUCGACCGGGAGAGUCUCGAGAAGUGUCGAUGUCUAUAGCUAUGGCAUUCUGCUGCUAGAGAUCAUUACAAGGAAGAAGCCAACCGACGCCAUGUUUGAAGGGGAAUCCAGCUUGAGGAAGUGGGUGUGUGAGGCGCAUCCCACUGCGGUGUUGGAUAUUGUUGACAACAAUCUCCUUAAAGAUGAGCAUGUUGACCCAAUCACUAGGCAUCAAUGCCUCUCAGCUUCCUUGGAACUGGGCUUGCUGUUGUGUUCUAAGGACUCACCCAAGGAUAGGAUCCUGAUGAAAGACGUCCUCCCCAGAUUGCAGAAGAUCAAGAAGAAUUACUUGUCAAAGCAACCUAGAGCCUAAAGAAUGGUACCAAGCAUUUGUAGUCGUGGCAUCUCCAGAGAGUGCUUGUCAUCGAAGGGCAAGCAGACACGUUGCUCUAUAGCUGCACAAGUAUGAUAGGUCAGUGACUGCAGAAGACCUCUGAAAAUAUUUCACUCUCCCUUUUUCCUACUUCAAAAGCCCCAGCUACUGCUAUUGUAGUCUUCGCUUCUGAUCUACUGUGUAAGUUACCUUAAUCCAGUUUGAUAGAACUGGACUCGUAAAAUUUCU
Molecule: messenger RNA, 952 nt
Organism: Elaeis guineensis (African oil palm)
Lineage: Eukaryota; Viridiplantae; Streptophyta; Magnoliopsida; Arecales; Arecaceae
Product: receptor kinase-like protein Xa21
Biological process (GO): protein phosphorylation
Cellular component (GO): membrane
Molecular function (GO): ATP binding; protein kinase activity
Source: RefSeq, a predicted model, not a curated record